Molecule: messenger RNA, 1728 nt
Organism: Glarea lozoyensis ATCC 20868
Lineage: Eukaryota; Fungi; Ascomycota; Leotiomycetes; Helotiales; Helotiaceae
Exons: 3
Coding region: 1-1728 (575 amino acids)
Source: RefSeq, a predicted model, not a curated record
AUGCUUAUGAACGCACAACCCCGGGUUGUCUCAACUGGUUUGGAUACCAUUGUGCCAAUCUACAGAGUGGAUUACGCAAAUCGAAGGUUCUUCGCAGUAAUGGACAAUAAUAGCAACGCUUGGGGCGAUUCCCAGCCCGUGACCACCACGGGAGAUGAUACCUGGAACGAACAAAUGGAAGAACUCGGUAGAAGCGAAAGCCAUCCAGCGCACAACUUGUGUGGCGGGUACUUCCAUGAGCAGACUGCCAGUGCAUCAAUCGCUGCGAGACCUAUAAUGGUAGUCAACAAUUACACAACGUUGGUUCAAGGCCAAUCUCCUAUGCUCAAGAUAUACCCAACAACUCAAAACCAACAACAUGAGGUGGACACAUCAAGAGAUAUGACCUAUUUAAGACCACGUUCGGUGCUUCUGGAGCCAUAUCCGCAGUGGAGGGCUUCAUUCGCUCGUGGAAGCAUUUCGGAACUCGCCAACAGUCGUGUUGGCCUGGAUGACGACGUUUGUCAAAGCCAUAACCAGAGGGACAUGGAAGUAUUCCAACCGAUGUCAGCUUCCCUAGAUCCAUCACAUUUUGCUUAUCCAGCCACCAUUUCUUAUUCAUACGAGGAUGGAUAUGCAACCGAUUUAGAUCCUAAUCCAACCAUUGUCGCGCCAUCAAUGCUUAGCCUCGCAUCGGUGGACAGCAUCAACAAGUCGCUGUGGAUGGCUCCAAGGCAGGCUCGCAUCGACGAUCAUCGUAUGUAUGAGCAUCAAGACUACCACGAUGGAUUACCAGCGUUUGGGGUACAGUUUGGCCUAGGUCAACAAUAUAAUGACACUUUGACUGCCAUCGAUGACAUCGGUGAGUUGACACAUGGCAGCAGCGUCGAAGAUAUGUCACCAAGCACGAUAUCACCCAAACUGCUGACGCUACGUUCCUCCAACGCAACACUUUCCUCGUCCGAAUUCCACGACGAAAGAGAAGGGGUUCAAACAGAAUCGGACGCUACUAGCACCGAGGAUGGGUCAUUAUAUUCUGGAUCUGACCCAGAAUGCUCGGAAGUCGUGCAGAAACUACAACCCACGCGUGUCCGACGGAAACUUCCCAGCACAGCGUCAAAGGUGGGUAGAAUCAAGCCUGACACAGUUUUGGACAAUAAUGAACGACUUCCGGCAACCACAUCUGGGAGAAAGCCGCUACCCAAGUCUCGAUUGACAAAACGAAAUCUCUCGAAACAAAUUUCUGCAAAUCGCUCAAAACCAUCAACCGACAAAGCUUCCAAAGACAGCCCGAAGUCAAGUGCUCACCUCCAAAAGCACCCAAAGCAAAUUGAACCAAAGCCAAUCUCGUCGGACAUGCAAGAGGUUCCGUGUAUUCAGUCAUAUACCCAGACGGACACUCGUCAAAAUCCUAAGGACGAUUUUUUGGUGAGAUCGAAAUUGGCCGGCAUGUCGUAUAAAGAUAUACGACGAAAGGGGAAAUUUACGGAAGCCGAAUCCACAUUGAGGGGACGUUUCCGCACUUUGACAAAGCACAAAAACGCUCGAGUUAGGAAACCCGAAUGGGAUGAAAACGAUGACCGACUUCUGAAGAAGGCGGUCCGAAAGAUGGCGUACGGUUCGGAUGUGGCCCAUUGCAAAGUUCCGUGGAAGCAAGUGGCGGAAUACAUCAGCAAGCACGGAGGCUCCUACCACUUUGGAAACGCAACCUGUCGAAAGCGGUGGGAUGAACUCCAAAAGGCAGCGUGA